Molecule: messenger RNA, 968 nt
Organism: Nanorana parkeri
Lineage: Eukaryota; Metazoa; Chordata; Amphibia; Anura; Dicroglossidae
Gene: NMU
Product: neuromedin U
Exons: 10
Coding region: 67-636 (189 amino acids)
Biological process (GO): regulation of smooth muscle contraction
Molecular function (GO): neuromedin U receptor binding
Source: RefSeq, a predicted model, not a curated record
AGCAGCGCAGACAAAGCUGGGAGCUGCCAUCAGGAUCUGUGUGCUGUCCGAGCAGAAUACGAAGUGAUGCCGAGCCCCAGAAGCUGCGACAAGCAGAUAACAAUGCAGAACAGCAAUGAAGAGAGAACGCAGGGCAGGUACCAGCACUGCAACUUCAGGUGGCAGCCACCUUAUGGGCUCAUCGUGCUUCUCAUCAUGCUGGCUUCAUGGAGCAGCAUCUGCCAAGGUGCCCCAUUUUCAUCUCAUGUGCUUCGAGCAGAGCAAGAGCUUCAACUGUGGAAUGAGAUAGAUGCUGCAUGCUCUGCGGUGCUGUCAGAUUCCCAACUUACCGUAUCCAGCACUUUAGAAGAACUUUGCUUUAUGGUAAUGGGAAUACUGCAGAAGACUCAGGGUUCAGAAGAAAAAGAUGACUCAAAAAGGUUCUUAUUUCAUUAUUCUAAGAGUCAUGACUCAGGAAAAUCUGACAUCACGUCGUCUGUCCUGCAUCCUUUGCUGCAAAUCGUUCCUCAGCUUCAUGAAAGAAGGAUGAAGAGAUUCAAACCUAACGAGGAGGUCCAGGGACCUGGAGGUGUCCUAAGCAGAGGCUACUUUCUGUUCAGGCCACGUAACGGAAGAAGAUCAGCGAGUUUCCGUUAAGAGAUUGACUCAGACAGACAGAAGGAGAAUCCUGAAGAUAUCACUACAAUGGCUCAGAUACCCCAUGCUCUGCAGACUUGUAACAAUCUUUCACUAUAGAAUGUAAAGGCUACCAUCAUACAUUUUUUGCGGCUAAUGCUGCCAAGUUAUCUUUAUUUAUUAAUUGUAUUAAAGCAUAUUACAAUGAUGACAUUGUUUUUAGUGUUCUAAUGUGUACUACUAUACUGUGUAAUUAAAAUGAUGUCAAGGGCAGUUGUAGAGCUGUGCAUGCAGAAAGAAUUGCUAGAUGCAUCUAUUUUGUCCUGUACAUAAAUGCACUCAAUAGAGGAUGG